This is a messenger RNA of Haliotis rubra (blacklip abalone), 5398 nucleotides long. Its product is annotated as inverted formin-2-like. Lineage: Eukaryota; Metazoa; Mollusca; Gastropoda; Lepetellida; Haliotidae. Gene Ontology annotation, molecular function: actin binding; small GTPase binding. The coding region runs from base 659 to 3577 and encodes 972 amino acids. Gene Ontology annotation, biological process: actin cytoskeleton organization. The transcript is spliced from 15 exons. The record is from RefSeq and is a predicted model, not a curated record.
AUACGCCACUGACUGUCGCCGCUGCAGUCAGAUAGCUAUAAAUACAAACGGUACAUAUAAACUGUACAACUGUACAUUCGCCCCAUAUCAGGUUCAACGUCAGGAGUCUCAGUCGGGUCAAGCGAUUCUCUGUUGGAGAAGCAGAAUACACAGGACUGGCGUAGUUCGAUCUGUGUAUUGAAGCGUGAAGAGAAACAAUAUAUCCAGAAAACAGAUAAUACUAUCUGCUGAUCGAACCGACUGUCAGUAUGGACAGCGUGUGAAUGUUUGUCCGGCAAACUGUUAAAGACGGUAGAUAAACAAGUGAAGAUUAGAGACAGUUUACCGCUAAUCAGAGGCGGACGAGCACUUAUAUUGUGCCCGACGUGUUUCAGGAGUCAGCGAGAGUGCAGGAGAUACAGGAGAAGUGAGGUGGUUGUAGGCGAGGGUUUGAUUACAGUUUCUCCUUAUAGCUUGUGAGAGCUGACUUCAGUCGACCAGUUGCUGCCAGCCCGCUUCAGCAACUCGUCGCUCCACCGCUCACUCCGGCAUGUGGCCGACAGAUGGGGUAACCACGUUCUGAGCGAGAGGAGUCUCGGAGCUUUUACUUCAAGUGAAAAUAUCGUGUUAUUUCCCUCCUGGAUAUUGUGGACACUGUUCAUUUGGAAAAGCCGUCGUCAUGAACGGGGAUACUGCUUCACCACCUGUACAAAGGUCAACGCGAUUCGCGGCAGCUAAACGUAAGAAACAACGAGGGAAGAGAGCCCGGUCGGAUGGCUUUGUUCUUGGGCUGGAUCUUGCCAAUUCGGAUGAUGAAGAUGAUAGUUCUAAACUGGAUUCCGAUUCUCUGCAGUUCCUUCUGUGGAUACGGAACCCUACUGUCCAAAACUUGGCCAAACUUCGGAAGGCUAUUAAGUCAAAUGACCGAGACUGGAUGCGUGAGUUUCUGGAGUUUGAUGGAUUAGGGCUGUUAUUCCAGUGUCUCAAAAACCUGUCCAGUUAUAAGGGGGUCAGUUUGUCCGACAUGGUGCUACGGAUGGAGUGUGCCAUGUGUGUCCGGGAAGUGGUCAACUCCCAGAGUGGCCUCGACUGUCUCCUCCAACUCAAGGGAAAGAAGGACAAUAUAUUCGGCCGGAGAUUGGCUGCAGCUCUAGAGACGAACAACGUGAUGGUGAAGCUGCAGAUCUUCGAACUGCUGUCGGCGCUGUGUGUGUACUCGAGGGAUGGCUACGACCUGACUCUGGACGCCCUCGAGAGAUACAAGGCGUGGCAGAAGCUGCCGUACCGGUUCAGCUUGUUGGUUAACGAGCUGAAGAGAGCAGACCUGACAAGUUACCGCAUCAGCGUCAUCGCCCUCAUCAACUCCAUCAUUGUCGCCAACGAGAACAUCAGGGACAGAGUUAGGAUCAGGAACGACUUCGUCUCCCUCAACAUCCUCGACGUCAUCAACACCAUUCGCGCCGACGAGGACGAGGACCUCCACGUCCAGUGUGAUGUGUUUGAGGAAGAGCUGACUGCUGAUGCUGAAGCCCUCGAGGAGAUGAACAACACCACUGUCGACCUCAGAAAGCACGACGACCUGUUCAAGGCUGUCUACAAUAAGGUGCAGGACACGCCCCUCGGUGCUUCCCUACUGGCGAUCCUAUACAGCCUAUACCAGAUAGACCACACAUCACCACAGAGUGAGGCCACGUGGAUCCUUGCAGAGAAGCUUGUUACCCAAGCCGUUGAAAAUGCAGUCGAGGCCGAGGCUCUGUUGGCGGGAGGAACGCUCAAGUCCGCCGGCAAGAAAUGUGACAAGGAAGUACAGACAGAGGAAGUAAUCUCAUCCCGAGGUCUCCAGCGGAGAAGUGCAAUACUCAGACAGCAGCAUGUCGACAGCCAGUCCGGACCCCCACCGGCCUCUACUCCACCCACCGGGGCUAUACCGCCACCACCUCCACCCCCUGGAGGUAUACCCCACCCCCACCACCUCCACCUGGAGGAGCACCGCCACCCCCCCCCACCGCCUCCACCACCCCCAGGUGGUGCGCCUCCACCUCCUCCUCCUCCACCACCACCUGGCGGGGCCCCUCCACCGCCUCCACUCCCAGGGGGUGCACCUCCUCCUCCCCCACCCCCUCCAGGUGGUCCACCUGCACCACCACCACCCCCUGGUAUGCCAGGAGUUCCUCCACCUCUACCUGCGUCAAAUGUAUCCCGACAGAAUCUUGCUCCAAUUCCUCAGGUCGACCUCAUCAAAACUCCUGAACCGCAGUGCAAGAUGAAGACUCUUGCCUGGAACAAGUUGACUCCCGCAAGUGUACCAAAGACCAGCAUCUGGGGCGAUGUGUCCAAGAUGAAGGACCAGGUUCCUGUAGAAUACAGCAAGCUCGAGGAACUGUUCGCACAGAAGACCUUCACCUCUCAAAACUCAACCUCUGACCUCAAGCCGGAGGACAAGGUCAUCAUGAGAAGGCCGUCCACAAGCUUAGAGAUAACUCUCCUUGAUCCUAAAAGAAGUAUGAACGUCAACAUCUUCCUCAAGCAGUUCCGGAAGUCCAACGACGCCAUUAUUGAUCUCGUCAAGAAAUGUGACUCUCGAGCGUUUGGGUCUGAGAAACUAAAAGGUCUGCUGAAAAUACUCCCGUCUCAGGAUGAGAUCGACACCAUCCAGCACUUCGAGGGCGACAUCACACGCCUUGGUAGCGCUGAGAAGUUCUUCCAUCAGCUGGUCAACGUGUCCGACUACAAGGUGCGUGUCGAGGGGAUGCUGCUCAAGGCGGACUUCAACUCCCAUCUGGGCGGCAUCAGGCCCAACAUCCAGCUUCUCAACUCCAUCUGUCGCAGCCUCAUCGACAACAAGUCCCUCAAGAGCUUCCUUCGUUACGUCCUCCACGCCGGCAACUUCAUCAACAAUAAGAGCAACUCUGGUAACGCCGUGGCCUUCCGAAUAAGUUCCCUCAACAAGUUGGUGAUGACGAAGUCGCACGUUCCGCGGAUGACGUUGUUACAUUUCAUCGUGGAGGAGGUUGCGCAGAAAAACAAAGACUCUCUAAAGUUUGUGGAUGAUUUACUUGAGAAUCUACAAAAAUCUUCAAGGUUCAGUCUUACCACCUUAAAGGCAGAGUUCAACCAGAUCAAGAUCGGCAUUAAGAAACUACAGAGGCAACUGGAAGAUGUGGAUGAAGAGGUCAAAUCCAAGUUCAAGGUCUUCCUAGAGGAGGCGGAGUCCGACCUGGGCGAUGUGGAGGAGGGUCUCGACCGCCUCACUAAACUAUCAGUGAGGCUGGCCAACCACUUCUGUGAAAACGAGAAGACGUUUCAGCUGGACGAGUUCCUGCAAUCCUUCCGCGAGUUUUGUGACAUGGUCAAGCAGACUGAGCAGGAGCUGGAGACGAGGAAGUUGCAGGCCGAAAGGGCGGAGAAGAGGAAGAAGGCGCAGCAAGAAAUGGUCGACAGAAGGAGAAGUGGUACACGAGAGGGUUCCGUGGAUGAGAAGAAGAAGAUUGUGGACGAUCUCGUCAACGAAAUCAGACGCGGCAAAGUGCUUAGGAGGUUGUCCCUCAAACGUAAAACCAACAUGGCCAUCACAGCCAUCGAGACAAGCCAGUUGUAGCAUAAUCUGUAUUCCCGCUUGUGCGUCUGUGUAGGGUCACCACGUGACAUCUGAUAAGACCAUAUAUGGGAAGAGGCUGUCACGUGUCUCGACCAGGCAUGAACCUGUCUCUCUAAAACAUAAAGGAUUAGAUCUCAGAUGUCAACAACGAGAUGGUUCUUGUGAGCUGCAGGUAUUAGCGAAAUUUCCAGGUCAAGUGUGAACACGAUUUCCGUCUGUCUGUGUGUCCCCUUUAAUCGCCAUCUUGUCAUCGUGAGCGUUUCAGGAUACGAGCAUUCUCCGAUUCAACCAACAGCAGCAUUGUCCGUCAGCAUUGAAUUUGUCCAAGAAUUAUUAAAAUCUCCAAGGGCAAGUUCAAUUGUCCUAAGAUCAAUCUAUAUUACAUAAUCUUCUAGUCCAAAAUGAAGGAUAGCCUCGCUGGAUUUGACCAAUGAGGUCUACCCGUGGCAAUACUUCAAGGAUACGCCGGCGAUUCUACAAAGACCUCAUCAGAUGGCAAGAUUCAAGAGAACGCCGCACUCAUCCAAACUCUGCUUCACUUGUAAUUUUGACAACACCGAUGUUAGUCUCAUAGUUUAAAGCCAGCCGAUCCCGAUACAAUGUACUUCAAUCUGCCCAUCGAUGUUCCUUCUGCAAGAUACUUAAAAUGCAUGUUCCUCAAUGAGCCUGAUAAUAAUAGUAUCACCCUUACCAGCUUGACUGUGCUAGGACCGCCCAGCCUCCUUCUGUUGCAUUUUAUUUUAUUCUGUAGAACAUAAUAAUAAAUAAUAUAUUUAGCGCUGUAUACGUAUUGUGCAAGUAAGUGCUUAUACAUUAAUAACUUGAUCAAAUGAUCAGUGUGCUUUCAAUGUUCACUGACACCUGGUUGGGGGUUAUAAGGGUCCCAUCAUAAUCGCCAGAUUAUCAUGAAGUCAUAAUAUGUGUGGUUGUUGGCGAUGGAAGUCACCCACAGCGUUCAGCAAUGGGUGAUUAAUCAAAUAAAAAAAAUAAUAAAAUACCGUUAGGUGUCGGUAUCGUGUCUCCCUGCCCGGCCCACGUGUCCGCGACGUGCACUACGUCUUUACAACGAUAGGGAGUAGAUAACAACACAGAGAAAUAUCGAAGCUAUAUUGCCCAAUAUAACCCCAGUCGAUGUAUAUAAGUUGAUUAUGCAUUGCGGAUAUACAUAUUACUAACAUUGAAGUCAAUUCACAGGUUGGAUCCAUUCGGAUUGAUUAUAUAGGGCACACCAAUGAUAUUCUCCAGAAUUUAGAAAUGGGUAAUAUGUUAAUGGAAUAUUGGUUCUCUCCCAAUUCCAAUUAGCUCAGAUAAUAAUGUACAACACUCUAUACCUUAUUGUAAACAUGUACACGUACUUGGGCUCAAAUCAAAACUGAAAAACUCUAGUGUAUGCCAGUAAAGCGAUGUUAACUGUAUGUAGGCCAUUUUCUGUUUUCAAGUGUAUUUUUUUCUCCAUUCUAGUUUCGUUAUGCAACAAAUAAUAUAAUGUAAAUAUUACAGUUCGUAAAUGGGCUUCACCAGCUAUCUCUUUGCUACAAGUGAAUGUUAUUACAUAUUUCAAUUAUAUAUUUUUAUAAGCUGAAAUGAGAACUAAAAAAUGGAAUUAAUUCUAAUCAUGAAAAUUCUCUUGCACAAACAUAGCCACCGUUAGUAUAAAAGGUUCUAAAUUUUGAUGUAACAAUGGAUGUCUUCAUUCUGUUUGUUUGCAGGGGGGUGGGAUAGCCUAGUGGUUAAAGCGUUGGCUCGUCACGCCGAAGACCCGGGUUCGAAUCCCCACAUGGGUACAAUGUGUGAAGCCCAUUUCUGGUUUCCCCCGCCGUG